Molecule: messenger RNA, 1213 nt
Organism: Aureobasidium uvarum
Lineage: Eukaryota; Fungi; Ascomycota; Dothideomycetes; Dothideales; Saccotheciaceae
Source: the annotation of a GenBank genome assembly
GGAUUUGGUUGAUGGUCGACAACCCGCCAUCAUGGACUGGCACGACAAAUGGAUACCUAUUUUCGCUGUCACGAUUGCCAUGAUCAUGUUACCACUUGUCGUCGUUCCUCUACGCUGCUACAUCCGAAUCACGAGGCGUUCAUUCAAGAUCGAUGACUGGCUCAUUAUUGCGGCACUAACAUUUCAUCUUGGAGCUUGUGCGGUCACACUGUGGGGAUUUGUGUAUGGUCUUGGUAUGCCUGACAAGGUUCUCAGCCUUGAGAAUCAGAUGAAAGGUGUUCAGCCAAUAUAUACGCUAGCAACCUGCUUGAUCAAAUGCAGCGUCUGCUAUACCUUCCUCCGCUUGUCGACAUCACCAAAAAUCAGACGAGCACUACACUGGAUCUUGAUUAUCGUCAGCUGCUCUUCGCUCGUCAUGUUCAUCGGAUCUUUUGUCUACUGCGUACCUUACCCAGCCAUCUGGAUGCAUUGGCAUCAUCCUCACACUCCUGGAUACUGUUUGCCUGGAGCCGUGGUGCUGACAGUCGGAUACACUUUUGCAUGCACCACUAUUUUCGCCGACUUCGCAUGCGCCAUAAUCCCUGGGAUCAUCCUAUGGCAGACGGUCAUGAGCACGAGGAAUAUGGUCGUGGCAUGGUUCGUCUUGGGCUUGGGUGUUUUGGCAGCAGCAAUGACAAUUUGUCGCUUGCCUUACAUAGCCUACUGGACACAUGAGACUGAUAUAAUCCUCCUUUUUGAGCUCCUAGAGUGUGGAAUCGGCAUAUUUGCCUCUUGCGCACCGGCACUGAAGCCAUGGUUCUCGGCCUCCAUGAGCUCUUUGACAUCUUUGCUGCACCGCUUGACAAAGUGGACAACACUAGAUUCGCAUAUCUCGGCCUCCAAUCACAAAUACCACCAUCAUCUCCAGGACCUCGAAAAGGCAGAGCAUGGCGAACAAGCACCAUCUGUCGAUCCAGCAUCCGCUGCCACAGCACCGCCUGUUCCUCGUAUGGACCUUGUGAUCCCUGAUAUCGAAGACACUAUCAUGGAUACGGUGAUGGAUGGACAAGACAAGGGAUGGGAUGGUUAUGAAACUCCAGCACAAGAUAGCAGGCCGGGUUCAAUCCCUGUAAUAAUCGUCUCGAGGAUCCGGGCGGAGAGCGGGGACUAUACGAAUACUUGGGAUAUCGUUAGGGAGGGAGACGAUGAUGAGAAUGGUCGUCCUUCUCGAGUA